AAUCUCGUUCUUCCGCCACCUUCCCCCCUCUCUUCCUUUCUCCGCCAUCGUGGUGUGUUCUUGACUCCGCUUCUUGCCAUGUCUUCUCACAAGACUUUCAGGAUUAAGCGAUUCCUGGCCAAGAAACAAAAGCAAAAUCGUCCCAUUCCCCAGUGGAUUCGGAUGAAAACUGGAAAUAAAAUCAGGUACAACUCCAAAAGGAGACAUUGGAGAAGAACCAAGCUGGGUCUGUAAGGAAUUGCACAU
Molecule: messenger RNA, 246 nt
Organism: Symphalangus syndactylus (siamang)
Lineage: Eukaryota; Metazoa; Chordata; Mammalia; Primates; Hylobatidae
Product: large ribosomal subunit protein eL39
Biological process (GO): translation
Cellular component (GO): ribosome; cytosolic large ribosomal subunit
Molecular function (GO): structural constituent of ribosome
Source: RefSeq, a predicted model, not a curated record